Molecule: messenger RNA, 2377 nt
Organism: Coffea arabica (coffee)
Lineage: Eukaryota; Viridiplantae; Streptophyta; Magnoliopsida; Gentianales; Rubiaceae
Product: probable disease resistance protein At5g45510
Molecular function (GO): protein binding
Source: RefSeq, a predicted model, not a curated record
UUCAUAGAAGCACUCUUUUAGUCUCUGAAUCAUUCUAUCAAGCACAAAGCAACAAGCAGCAGGUAAUUGGAAACUGAAGACAGAGAUUCACAGGGGUCUUGCAGCGGCCAUGGACCAGAAUAGUGUGGAACUGCAGGCAGAAAGAAUUCUUGAACUUCUCAAGGAAAAACAUGUGUCAACAAUUGUUCUUUCUGGGAAAUCAGGAAGUGGGAAAACAUGGAUGGCAAGAAAAGUUGGUCUGCUGGCAGUCAAAAAGAAAGUAGUUGACAUUACACUUUGGAUUUCUCUGAGUAUUAGGCAUGAUGAGACGUCUCUUUAUGAGCAUAUUGCUCAUCAGUUAUCUCUACUUUCCACUUCUGUGGAGCUGGAAAAUUAUGAUAUCCAGGAGGUAGAGAAUAAUGUUGGUAAGGAUGAAAACCUUGGAGAGAUUGAAAGAAAAGGUACGCGCAAGACUUUCAGCUGAUAAUGUUCUUCGGGGGGUUCUUGUAAUUUCGGAUGAUGAAGGAAACAAAAUGAGGGAAGGGGAUGGAGGCUUAGAACAAGUCUUUCACUCUAUCCAGCAGAACUCCCACCACCAUUCAACAACAGCUGCUGAUGGAGAUGGACAGCAAAAACUUAAGGUGCUGAUAACUUCUAGAAAUGAAGAUGGAAGGCACCAAACCCAGGGGGGUAAGAAAGUGGUUGAAAUGAUGCCACUGACUCCAGAAAUGUCAAUUUUGUUGUUAAAGCAAGGAGCUGCGGCAAAAGUUUUUGAAAUUUCAGGUGUAGAAAGUGUAGUUGCAAAGUUCAUCAAUAGAAAAACAGAUCUUGCACCUGGUGAAGUAUCCUUGCUAGCAAAACUAUUAAGUUACCAUCAACAAGUUUCUGAACUGCAGGGUCUGGAACACACUUUGGAAGAAGCAUGGUAUGGUGAUAACUACAACUGCACCCAGCUGCUCUUAAGUGGAUAUGAAAAGGUGUCAGAUGGUGUUUUAGUUGACUUUUCUUGGCAGGGCAGCCAUUUUUUCCGUGAUAAUGGAUCUGUUCACUACAGUGAGUUGAUAUCAUACUGGAUACUGGAAGGAUAUCUUGGUCCUGUUAAUAGUCUUGAGGAGGCUUAUGAGGAGGGGCACCGCAUUUUGAUGCAGCUCAUGGACUGUCAAAUGUUGAAAGAAGUGAAUGAUGAUUUCGUCCACAUGGUGAGAGUAACUGGAGAUGUUUCUUAUCAUCAUCGUCGUGGUUAUGGAGGAACAGCUAAUCUGGGGUUGGCUAAUGUGCUUGUUAAAAGUAAUGAUUGGCAGGGUAUUGGAAAACUCACAAAGGUGGAUGGUAUGAUCAGAACACUUGGCAGUUAUAAAAGAGUGCAGCAACCAUUAACAUUUUUACUAGAUGGCAACUGUCUCAGCAGGGAAAACCCAAAUAAUCUCUUACUCAGCAAUCAGGAGCUGCAGAUUCUGCGUCUUUUCAGCCUCAGAAUUGCAUCCUUUCCUCAUUCUUUCAACAACUUCAAAAAACUGAAUGUUCUUGUGCUCAGGGACCGUGAUUUCUUAGAAAAGAUCGAUGACAUUCGAGAACUAGUGACAUUAACUGUCCUUGAAGUAUCUGGUUCUGGCUUGGUGAAAAGUAUGCCCAAAAACUUUUUUCAGCACCUGAAGAAACUUCGUAGCCUCCACUUCUCCGACUUUCAGAUUGAAGUCAUGCCUGAUUCUUUUUAUCACCUUACAGAACUCAGCUGGCUCAUUCUAAAAAGGUUUUCUCAUUUAACAAAGUUGCAGAGCCUGAAAGAGUGUCAAAACCUUAUGGUUGUUGAUCUUUCUGGUGCUGCCUCCUUGCCAACUUUUCCAGAAAAGAACUUGAAAUCAUUGCCGAAACUUCAAACAUUAAAUCCUUCAAGCUCCAAGAUCAAAUCUUUGCCUAUUUUUCAUGAAACUGGAGAGCUUACUCAUCUAUCAGUUAGUGGUUGUACCAACAUGGAUAGAGUGCCCAGCAUUCGGUCUCUAACUAAUCUGCAAGUUCUUGAUCUUUCAUGGUCAACCAUAGUAGAGUUCCAGGACAAGUCAUUUCAAAAUAAUACAAGUCUGAAGAUCCUUGAUUUAUCUGGAACUGCUAUUCCUUCAUUACCUUUUAACAUCAGUAAACCUCGUGAGUUCUAUUUGAAAAAAUGCUCUGAGAUAAAAUACAUGAAUUGUAUUGAAUCUUCCAAAGAACUAGAGAUACUUGAUUUUUCAGGUGCCUGUAAUCUUGUAAAAAUUGAAGGAAAGUUCUUUGAAUGUUUAUGUAAACUAAAAAAAAGGGAGAGAAAAAUACUCUUCUUCAUCUCAUUCUUGGACUACACAAUAUACAAAUAUAUAUACACAAGUGGAUACUAUAAUCAUAUGAUACUAUAAUCAUACUAUUA